Messenger RNA from Dermochelys coriacea (leatherback sea turtle), 1199 nucleotides. RefSeq names its product LLP homolog, long-term synaptic facilitation factor (gene LLPH). The record is from RefSeq and is a predicted model, not a curated record. Bases 139 to 483 code for a protein of 114 amino acids. The transcript has 3 exons. Gene Ontology annotation, molecular function: RNA binding. NCBI's taxonomy places the organism in Eukaryota, Metazoa, Chordata, Testudines, Dermochelyidae. Gene Ontology annotation, cellular component: nucleolus. Gene Ontology annotation, biological process: dendrite extension.
GGGCUCCGCCAUCCCCCCCCCCCCGCCCCGCGGGGCUGCGCACGCGCCGCACAGACACCGGAAGGCGGGUGCUGUUGCGCAACUGGCAGUCGGGCGCGUGGGGGAGCCGGCUCCGGGCGACUCUCGCUAAAAUCAAAAAUGGCCAAGAGUUUAAGGAGUAAAUGGAAGAGAAAGAUGCGCGCUGAGAAAAGGAAGAAGAAUGCGCCGAAGGAACUCAGCCGAUUAAAAAACAUCCUGAAAGCAAAUGCUGAUGUUGUAAUGGAGGAGGUUAAAGAAAUAGCCACGGUGAUCACCCCCGAGAAAGUCCAAGAUCAAGGUGACAAAGUUAAGAUGGACACACAGAUUAAAAGAAACAAAAAGAAUCUUUUAGACCAAUAUGGACAGUACCCAGUAUGGAUGAAUCCCAGACAGAGGAAGAAGCUUAAGGCAAAACGUGUUAAAGGAAAAAACAAAUCCAAGGUGGCCAAGGGAUUAGCUUGGUAGCUUUGAAGAAAUUUUGAAGGGUGGAAAAGAGACUAUGUAGAAAACAGAGGCCACCAAAGAUUAAGAGUAUGUGAUCAGGCUGGGUCCAGCUACCAAGUAUAAAUUAUCAUUAAGUCUGGAGAAUCUAUUAGAUCAGAAAUUGAUGAAAGGGACAUCAAUUUUAUAUCUAGUUAAUUUUAAAAGAAAAUGAGUUAAGUGUUUCACCUGCUUUUGAGUCCCCUGACCAAAAUUUGUGGUUAUGCAUUUUAAAAUAUUUUUCUCACUUGUUGCUGUGUUGAUCUUGAACACAGGAACAAGUGGAGAAACCAUGGAACCAACUAUGCACUAUAGGAGGUAACAUAUUUUUAGACGGAAGCACGUUCUGUAAAUUGACAGUGUCCCUUUAAUUUUCCUGUAGAACUUCUUUUUUUGGAGUUCUGAUGUUUGUUUUAAUACUGAAGUAUUAAAUUAUGAAAACAUAUUAUGUGACUUUAUAUAGACAUUAUAAACUGAAAUUUGGUUCAAAUCAAAACAUAGAAAACCCAAACAAAUAAAAAUGUUAGUGAUUAUCUUUUAAAAUUCCAGUAGAAAUGGUUAUUUUUAAACAAAGAAAACUUGUGUUACAGUGUUUGCAACCCAAACAUUACAGCAUUGAGAAAUUGAAAGUAAAAUGACUUAAUAGAUUUUCAUUGUCCAUCUGAAAGAAUGCAAAGGCAUAAACAGUAUAAAGAACAAAA